AUGUACUCAAAGAAGGUCUGUCUGGUAAGUGUCGGCUCCAGACGCACUGAAGAGCCGGACCCGCUAGACCCGGGGAACACCCAGCGCAUGCACAAUAUGUUCAAGUACAAUCAGAUCGACGAAACAUUCUACGGAGAGACGAAGUUCCAUCCCAACAAUAGUCUGAAGUGGUGCUACGAAUACUUUGACAUCUGCAUUCAUGCGCUUGGUGCGUACUUCGCAAGUCGUGGCGAAUUUGCAUUGCACAGCUCACAGGAAGAAGUUAGCCUCAAGGUGUCUGCAUUAGUGCUUCCAGCAAAUGCUGCUGGCAAAGAUGAAGCUGGCAGCUUGGCAAUGAUGGACUUGUACGACAGCGAACUGCACAAAAUUUGCGAGAAACGGAGUCUUCAGUUUCCACAUCUGUCGACAGCAUCUGAAGAAGUUGUGUCGGUUGGAUCGAAUGACUUCUUUGUGAUGCAGAAAGCUGCUAGUGAAGCCGCCAACACUCCACCGCUCAAGUCCGUAUUGUCGUUGAUGAAACUGAGUGGAUGGGACCCGGACGUGUUCUACAAGUUUCGCAAUCUCUAUGCAUUGGACAAAGAGAAGGACAUCGCGUUCGAGAUCGGCCGCCUCUGCUAUAAUUUGCACGAGUACGACAGCGCUAUAGCUUACCAUGCUCUCUCUGUGUGGGUGUUUGCGCUCAACAAUUCGUACCAAAAGGCACCGAUUUGGCUCCAGCGCGUGCACCAAGAGACAGGUGCUGUACUAGUUGGUGGCGUUUGCACAGUGCCCACACAGCCUGCAAUGCAGCAUCUCACGGAUAUCGUUGUCCAUGAACAGGCACUUCAACCACCUGGAAGCAUGCUGGCAUAG
Messenger RNA from Peronospora matthiolae, 852 nucleotides. NCBI's taxonomy places the organism in Eukaryota, Oomycota, Peronosporomycetes, Peronosporales, Peronosporaceae. The record is from the annotation of a GenBank genome assembly.